Cylicostephanus goldi is the source of this 1185-nucleotide messenger RNA. NCBI's taxonomy places the organism in Eukaryota, Metazoa, Nematoda, Chromadorea, Rhabditida, Strongylidae. The record is from the annotation of a GenBank genome assembly.
AUGGCUUUUCUUACAAAUCUCGAUUCCGAAGCGAAACAAAUGAUGCGGGCUAAGAUUGCGCAAACAUUCCGGGCAUCUACGAACAUUCCUGUUCCAGCACCCUCCGCCAAGGAAAAUUGCGUUUCGUUGUUCGUGUUUUUCAUGGCGAGAUUUGGCAGGUUUCAGGUCGAGGGUUAUUGGAUAGAGCGUGGUGUAAAUCUGCCUGAGGAGGACCCAAAUUAUGUUGUAACUAAAACAGUCAAAGCUAAUUUGGCUGAGAUCGCUAGGAUUGUCUCAAGCGGAAGGUUUCCUGUGCUCUUGGAGGGAGAAACAAGCGCUGGAAAAACCUCAAUUGUUUGUUAUCUUGCUCGACUUACUGGGAAUGCCAUAGUGCGCAUCAACAAUCAUGAACACACCGACGUUCAAGAGUAUAUGGGAUCUUAUGUUGGAGACGCUGCUGGACGACUUGUCUUCCAAGAGGGUGCUCUCGUAAAAGCCGUGAGAGACGGUAGCUGGGUCAUCUUAGACGAGUUGAAUUUAGCCCCUACCGAUAUUAUUGAGACACUGAACAGGUUACUCGACGAUAAUCGUGAAUUGUUUGUGCCUGAAAUGAAUGCAGUGAUUCGUGCUCAUCCACGUUUUCGUCUCUUUGCUACACAAAAUCCUGCUGGAACAUACGGCGGUCGAAAACGACUCUCCCGUGCAUUGAUGUCUCGGUUUGUGGUGCUGAAGUUCGACCAUCUACCGCUAGACGAACUUUCUUCCAUGGUUUGUAUACUUUACUUGGUUUCGAUGCUGCCUAGUGCAAUCAUACAGAUAGUAUGUGUUCGUUGUGGCGUUCAUCCUUCAGCUGCUACCAGAAUGAUCAAUGUGUUGUCAAAACUUCGGCUGAGGCGUUCUAUCAGUGGACUGUUUUCAGCGAAAGAUGGGCUCAUGACCUUACGAGAUGUGUUUCGGUGGGCAAAGCGCCUUGCCACGGAUACUACCUGCGAAGACUGGCUUCAGAUAUUGGCGAAUCACGGAUAUUUUCUUCUUGCUGGACGAUGUCGCAACCAGAAGGACGCGGAUGCGGUCGUGGAGACUCUAGAAAAUGAGUUGAAGCGGAAGAUCGAGCCAUCAAAGCUGUUUGCCACAGAUUCCCCUUACAUGCCAAAAGCGGUGGAUUUGGGAAGCAUAGUGUUGACUCUGGGAAUGAGAAGAAUGCUG